AUGGACAAACCCACAGUUCGACCAACUCCAGGCCCGCCGAAUCUUCCCUACUCCUUGUGGGAUCGCAAAUGGGCCAUAACAUUUUUCUGGACUCUCACGGCUGCGUUGGGCGGAGUUGCUGUCGCUGAAUAUUUCUACAGAUUUUACACUCUGUAUAGGAAGGGAUCGGUCGUAAGGCCACUUAAUGCCCGGCGAUCAUGGCUGGACUUCUUCCAGAUCAACUUCACCAUAGUAUGGCUGAUCCUGGCUGUUGAGCUUAUUAUCGGAACUGUGCAAGAGGAGCCAUUUAUUCGUCUCCUAGCAAUGCCCUUGCCCACAGUUAUGUUCUACUUCGGAAUAGUGCAUUUGACGCUCGACAUCCUCCGCGCUCAAGGAUACCAAGCGCCAUUCCGCAUAUCUUCCACGCCCAAAGGCUCCGUAAUGCCGACCGCGUUAUACGUUUUGAUAGAAGAUAUUGUUGCGGUAGAUGGCGCGGGAGGACAGAAAUACCGACGAGCGCUGCGGAACAGAUAUCUAGCAAGCCCCUAUUUUCGACAGAUGCUCUUCGAGAUGAAUUGCUUCUGGGGAGGCGGAUCGAUUAUCUUUGCCACAGUUACGACCAUAUUAAUAUUUACAACACCAAGAGAUGUUGCCUAUGUGCUGGGAUGGAGUCUCCCACUCCUUUGGGCUGGAGUAUGGACCCUGAUUACGAUUCCCUGGGUACAGGGAGAUCUGCGGAAGGAAAAGGCCGCCUGGGCAGAAAACGUCACUCUAGAUACAGAACCAUACACCGACAACAUCCUGGGUCCGAAGCCCAAAACCCGCCUCCUCUCCACAUCUGGCCGUCUAUUUUCCAUGCGCCCUUUUCAAAAGCCCGGCUCGAACAACACGGAUGAGCCAGCGAAUCUGUCUACCACGAGAGAAGAAGUUUGA
Messenger RNA from Histoplasma mississippiense, 912 nucleotides. RefSeq lists its product as hypothetical. The record is from RefSeq and is a predicted model, not a curated record. Bases 1 to 912 code for a protein of 303 amino acids. Lineage: Eukaryota; Fungi; Ascomycota; Eurotiomycetes; Onygenales; Ajellomycetaceae. The transcript has 6 exons.